This is a messenger RNA of Tripterygium wilfordii, 3307 nucleotides long. RefSeq names its product auxin response factor 8. The transcript has 14 exons. Gene Ontology annotation, cellular component: nucleus. Gene Ontology annotation, biological process: regulation of DNA-templated transcription; response to hormone. The coding region runs from base 516 to 3011 and encodes 831 amino acids. The record is from RefSeq and is a predicted model, not a curated record. NCBI's taxonomy places the organism in Eukaryota, Viridiplantae, Streptophyta, Magnoliopsida, Celastrales, Celastraceae. Gene Ontology annotation, molecular function: DNA binding; protein binding.
UACCCCUCACAUUCUCUCUCUCUUUCUCUCUGCUCUACCACGGCCAGCUCGGUCGGGUCUAUUACAGGAAACUGACCUCAUUCUCCUUUACUCACUCUUUUACUGAGUUUGAAAAGCACAAACCACUCGGUCUAAAUCGAAGGAUUGCGACAAGAAACGUACUUGCUGAUGCUCGGCUCGGCUACUCUUCUGCCAUGGAGAUCUCUAUGGCUAUUUUGAGCUUUAAUUUGCUGGGAGAUGCAGUAAUUCUUCUCCCUGUCAAUCUUAUUCGAUCUUAGUAGAUUUGGGCCUUCUGGGUUUUGCUCAAAGAAGAAGGAGGAGAACGAGAGAGGAUGCAAAAAGGGAAGGAGGGUUAAAUGAGGGAACUGAGAAAAAAUGGGUUUCAGUUGGGUGUAAUCAUGGUGGUUCUGACUCAGAGUUGUAGAAGUUGGGUUCUUAAAUAAGGUUUUUAAUUACUAGUAGUUAGUAUUAAUAAAUAUUUUAAAAAUUGAAAAGAAAUCGAGUGAGAGAGGGAGAUGAAGCUUUCAACAUCAGGACUGGGUCAACAGGGUGAUGAAGAGAAGAAGUGUUUGAAUUCAGAGCUAUGGCAUGCUUGUGCUGGGCCGCUCGUGUCCCUACCGACGGAAGGGAGCCGUGUGGUCUACUUCCCUCAGGGCCACAGCGAGCAGGUGUCUGCUACAACUAACAAAGAAGUUGAUGGACACAUACCCAAUUACCCGAGCUUGCCUUGCCAGUUAAUGUGCCAACUCCACAAUAUCACAAUGCAUGCAGAUGUUGAAACAGAUGAAGUGUAUGCUCAAAUGACCUUACAACCUUUAACGCAGCAAGAGCAGAAGGAUACAUUCCUUCCCAUGGAGUUGGGAAUGCCAAGCAAGCAGCCCACCAAUUAUUUUUGCAAAACACUGACUGCAAGCGAUACUAGCACGCAUGGAGGGUUCUCUGUCCCUCGUCGUGCUGCUGAGAAAGUGUUCCCUCCGCUGGAUUUUUCAAUGCAGCCACCCGCUCAGGAACUUAUUGCAAGGGAUCUCCAUGAUGUUGAAUGGAAAUUUAGGCACAUAUUUCGAGGACAGCCCAAACGUCAUCUUCUUACCACAGGCUGGAGCGUUUUUGUUAGUGCCAAAAGACUUGUUGCCGGAGAUUCCGUUCUUUUUAUAUGGAAUGAGAAAAAUCAGCUUCUGCUAGGAAUACGUCGGGCUACUCGACCACAAACUAUGAUGCCAUCAUCUGUUAUCUCUAGCGAUAGCAUGCACAUCGGACUUCUCGCUGCUGCGGCCCAUGCUGCUGCAACUAAUACUUGUUUUACAAUUUUUUAUAAUCCAAGGGCUAGUCCGUCAGCGUUCGUCAUACCCCUCUCAACCUAUGUUAAAGCAGUAUUUCAUACUCGUGUUUCAGUUGGGAUGCGUUUUCGAAUGCUAUUUGAGACGGAAGAAUCAAGUGUUCGAAGGUACAUGGGUACAAUAACAGGCAUUAGUGAUCUGGAUCCUGUUCGUUGGCCGAGUUCACAUUGGCGAUCUGUCAAGGUUGGUUGGGACGAGUCAACAGCUGGUGAAAAGCAGCCAAGGGUAUCAUUAUGGGAGAUUGAGCCCUUAACAACUUUCCCCAUGUACCCAUCAUUAUUUCCUCUCAGAUUCAAACGACCUUGGCAUCCAGCAUUCUCAGCUCUGCAAGAUAGCAGGGAUGAAGCAACUAAUGGCUUAAUGUGGCUAAAGGGAGGACCUGGGGACCAAGGUCUACCCUCCAUGGAUAGCCAAACCCUCGGUAUGAUGCCAUGGAUGCAACAGAGGCUAGAUCCAACAUUGCUAGGGAGUGAUAAUAGUCAACAAUAUCAAGCCAUGUUAGCAGCUAAUUUGCAAAAUCUGGGAAGCAUAAAUUCCCCGAGACAGCAAUUUUUGCAGUUUCAAUACUUGCAACCUUCAGCAAGCCAGAAUCCAGUGUUACAGCUCCAGCAGCUACAGCGGCAGCAAGCAAUUCCACAGUCCAUGCCUGAUAAUAUCCUUCAAGUGCAAUCCCAAAUUUCAAGUGAGAACCUGCCUCGGCACUUCCUGCAGCAACCGUUCAAUAACCAGCCAGAAGAACAUGUGCAGCGGCAACAACAUACAUAUCAUGAUAUGCUUGAAGGCAAUCAACUCCAGAGAAAACUUUCAGAUGUGCCCUCUCCUUCAUUUUCAAAAGCAGAUUUUAUUGACUCGAGUACAAAGUUUACAGAAUCCGUUGGUCCUAUGCAAAACAUGCUCAGUUCAAUGUGUCCUGAAGUUGGAGGCGGUCUUUUAAAUUUUUCCAGAGCCGCUCAUUCUGUACUGCCUGAACAGCAAUCCUGGGUUCCUAAGUAUCCACAUCCACAAAUUAACGCUUCUUCGAACUCAACGUCACUCCAACCAUCUUUGGCUGAGAGAGCUGCUUUGUUGCAUUCAGACAACACUAACUCAGAUACCCAGAGCUCUGCCUCUUUUGAUGUAAAUAUUGAUUCUCCUGGACUCUUAUUCGCCACCAAAGUGCCCGGAUAUGCUACUUCUUCAAUCGCUGCCGGUGCAUCCGCAAUGCCAUUAGGAGAUCCUGGGUUUCAGGGUUCCUUAUAUGGUUGCGUGCAAGACUCUUCUGAGUUGUUGCAAAGUGCAGGGCAAGUUGACCCAUCAAUCCUGAACCGAACAUUUGUCAAGGUUUACAAAUCAGGAUCAGUUGGGCGUUCUCUAGACAUCUCCCGGUUCAGCAGCUAUAACCAGCUGCGAGAAGAACUGGCUCAGAUGUUUGGAAUUGAGGGGAAAUUGGACGACCCUCGUAGAUCAGGCUGGCAGCUUGUAUUUGUUGACAGGGAGAAUGACAUACUUCUCCUUGGAGACGACCCGUGGGAGGCAUUUGUGAAUAAUGUCUGGUAUAUCAAGAUACUAUCGCCAGAGGAUGUGCAGAAUUUGGGUGAGCAAGGGGUGGAUUCCUUCAACCCAAAUGGAGGCCAGAGAAUUAACAACAGCGGUGCCAGUGCUCGAGACCAUCUCCCUGGCUCAAUUGAGUACUGACUACUCGAGGUGCCUUCGAUGCCCUUCCCUUCGGCAUGUUGUCAAUUUCCAGAGAGUGAAUAUAUUAUCAACAUCCCUUUUAAAUGCAUUCUAGUAUGAACUUUUCUCUGUUUAGCUACUACUUGUUGCUCUGCGUAAACUGUUAUUCGUCGAUGAAUUUGACUGUUAUUACGGAUAAAAGUAGGCGUAGGUUCAGUACUUGGGUCAAAAGACUAAAUUAUGUGGGCAUUUCAAUCAAAUGUGAACUUUUCGCACUGAAUUUAAGCACUUUUAUCUGUGCUGCUGUUUGAGUUCUC